AUGACCUGUCAUCUUCAAAAGGAUGGCAUGUUACAUGUUGUUUCUUUUCAUGGCCAGCAUAAUCAUGAGUUUGCUCCUUCGCCAAUGAAACAUAUGUUAAGAUCGAAGAGAAAAAUUUCACUUGCUCAAAAAGCCAUUGCAAAUGAUGCAGAGAGGUCUGGAAUAUCAAUAAAACAAACCAUUGAAUUAUUGAGCAUGCAAGCUGGGGGUCGUGAAAAUCUUGGGUUUAUGGAGGUUGACUAUAAGAAUCAUGUACAUAAUGAGAGGAGGAUGGCUUUGAGGAAAGGAGAUGGACCUGCAAUGAUGGAGUUCUUUCAUAAGAUGCAAUUGGUAGAUCCAUCUUAUUUUUAUUCAAUACAAGUUGAUGAUGAUGGUCAAAUCAUGAACAUUUUUUGGGCUGAUACUAGAUCAAUAGUUGAUUAUGGGAACUUUGGAGAUGUUAUUUGUUUUGACACAACUUAUCGAACAAAUAGAUAUGAUCGUCCCUUUGCUCCAUUCGUUGGGGUUAAUCAUCACAAACAAUCAAUUAUCUUCGAUGCAGCUUUACUUUAUGAUGAGACUAUAGAGUCAUUUAAGUGGUUGUUUGAAACUUUUUUAACUGCAAUGUCAGGAAAGCAGCCAAGAACUAUACUUACAGAUCAAUCUGCUGCAAUGGCUAAAGCAAUAACAGAGAAUGCUGCUAAGAAUCUACAUCAUGUAUUUCAUUCAUCUAAGCAAUUUGCAAAAGAUUUUAGUGAUUGUUUAUAUGAGUAUGAAGAUGAAGAUGAAUGGCUUAUUUCAUGGGAUUAUAUGCUUAAGGAAUAUGGUCUUACUGAUAAUAAAUGGUUGCAUAGCAUAUUUGAUGUGAAAGAAAAAUGGGCUAUUGUAUAUGGUCGACACAUGUUCACUGCCGAUAUGAAAAGCACCCAACGUAGUGAGUCAAUAAACAAUGUGUUGAAGAAAUAUUUAAAACCAAAACAUGAUUUUGUGCGCUUUUCAGAACAUUACUCUAGAGUUUUGGUUGAUAAGAGACAUCAAGAACUACAGGCAGAGUUCAAAAUGAGGCAAACAAAAUCGAUUUUACAGUCUAAUGUAGAGAUGUUGAGACAUGUUGUAGAGCUGUACUCCCCAGAAAUUUUUCAAAUGUUUCAAGAUGAAUAUAUGAAGAUUGCUGAUUGUACUAUUUACAAGGCUAAUAAAUCUGAUACUAUCACAGAAUACAAGGUCAAAUAUAGUCAAAGAAUUCAAGAGCACCUAGUUAAAUAUGAAGCCUCAACUACUUCGGUGGAAUGCAGUUGCAAGAAGUUUAGCUUUGUAGGAAUUCUGUGUGCCCAUGCUUUGAAAGUUCUUGAACAUAAAAAUGUUAAGAGACUUCCCGUUCAUUAUGUAUUGAAAAGAUGGACGCAAGAUGCAAAGGCUGGUUCUAUCAAGGACUAUCAUGGCAUUGAUAUUAAAGGUAAUGCUCAAGAGUCAAUAGGAAAACGCUACUCUUAUUUGAGCCAUAAUGCUCGUGAAAUUUCUACACUUGCAGCAGAGAAUGAGAUAAUGUAUGAACAUACCAAAGAAUCUUUUGAAAAAUUAAUGAAGGAAUUGCAAGAGAUUAGAAAAAAAUGUCAUUCGAAUAAUAUGGAAAGUUGCAUAGAGGUCCAUGGUGAUGUUACUACAGAUGUUUUACAAGGUGAUAGCAUAUGUAGAAUUAAAACAAAACCUACUGUUGGGCGUCCAAAGAGAAGGUUGAAAUCUGCAUUAGAGAAGAAAAAUGGUUUCAAUAGCUACUUCUGA
Quercus lobata is the source of this 1761-nucleotide messenger RNA. Its product is annotated as protein FAR1-RELATED SEQUENCE 5-like. The transcript is spliced from 3 exons. Gene Ontology annotation, biological process: regulation of DNA-templated transcription. The coding region runs from base 1 to 1761 and encodes 586 amino acids. The record is from RefSeq and is a predicted model, not a curated record. Lineage: Eukaryota; Viridiplantae; Streptophyta; Magnoliopsida; Fagales; Fagaceae. Gene Ontology annotation, molecular function: zinc ion binding.